This is a messenger RNA of Acanthisitta chloris (rifleman), 1180 nucleotides long. RefSeq names its product ecto-NOX disulfide-thiol exchanger 2-like. Lineage: Eukaryota; Metazoa; Chordata; Aves; Passeriformes; Acanthisittidae. The annotation marks the transcript as partial. Gene Ontology annotation, cellular component: external side of plasma membrane; plasma membrane. Gene Ontology annotation, biological process: ultradian rhythm. The record is from RefSeq and is a predicted model, not a curated record. Gene Ontology annotation, molecular function: protein-disulfide reductase activity. The transcript is spliced from 7 exons.
GAAAUCCGUAACAUCCAUAAUGAUGAGCUGAUGGGUAUUCGGAGAGAGGAGGAAAUGGAAAUGUCUGAUGAAGAAAUAGAAGAUCCAUCAGAGAUGAAAGAAACAGAAGAAUCGGCACUGAUGUCGCAGGUGGAGGCGCUGAAGGAGGAGAACGACAGCCUGCGCUGGCAGCUGGACGCGUACCGCAACGAGGUGGAGCUGCUGAAGCAGGAGCAGGGCAAAGCCAGCCGGGAUGAGGACACCACCAAGGAGCAGCAGAUGAAGCUCCUCCAGCAGGCUCUGCAGGGAAUGCAGAAGCAUCUUUUGAAAGUUCAAGAGGAAUACAAAAAGAAAGAAGCUGAGUUAGAAAAAGUGAAAGAAGACAAAUGGAAAAUAGAAACAUUACUAGAAAACCUGAAGGAGCAGCAGAGCAUGGCAGAUGAAGAGGACAAUGAACGAGAUGCAGCUGAUGGCCAAGGGAAUGAGAGCAGCACAUCCAGAGUCUGUGCAUGCAGCCAGGAGAAGGAAUGUCCAGUGGAGAAGACAUUGAGCAACAGUCCUGUGAAAUCCGAACGAGAAGUUCUCUUAGUUGGAAUAAUUUCCACAUUUCUCCACGUGCACCCGUUUGGAGCGAGCAUCGAGUACAUCUGCUCCUACCUGCAGCGUCUGGACAGCAAGAUCUGCACGGCAGAAGUGGAAGUUCUCAUGACACGACUCCAGAACACAUUCCGGCAGGAGCUGAGUGGCGUUGGGGCCAGCUUGGAGAAGAGGUGGAAGUUUUGUGGCUUUGAUGGGUUGAAAAUGACUUGAGCUUUGACUUAGUGCUGAAAACAGCAUAAUAUGGAUGCUGAGAAAACCUGGGAUGCUCUUCCCUCUGCUGAUGAUUCCCUCACACGCACCAUGGCCUCGGGAUACAAUGUGUAAGUGAAAUGAAGUCCAGAGCAGCACUGGAAGAACCUUCAAGUUAUGCAGCCCCUUUCAUCAAGGUAUUUGUUAAUGGGAAAGUGCUGCUUAAUAUAUUUGAGGAAAAAAACUCCUGCCUGACCCUUUGGAGCACAGCGUGUUGACUCUGUCCUGCCAAUGUUGUAUGUGUUUGUGUGCCCAAAUUUCUCCUCUUCAGCCUUCCUACUGGUAGGAAUCAGCCACAGGCUGUCCUGAAGCAAAAACAAAGAGGCAUUUUCUGGUUUCUACGUCACCAAAA